Magnolia sinica is the source of this 3372-nucleotide messenger RNA. RefSeq names its product receptor-like protein 33. The transcript has 3 exons. Gene Ontology annotation, molecular function: protein binding. NCBI's taxonomy places the organism in Eukaryota, Viridiplantae, Streptophyta, Magnoliopsida, Magnoliales, Magnoliaceae. Bases 1 to 3372 code for a protein of 1123 amino acids. The record is from RefSeq and is a predicted model, not a curated record.
AUGGCAUUCCUUGCCACCAUUGCCUCAUUCUUCACUAUCCCGGUAUUCCUUUCCCUUAUGGGGAAGAAAAGAACGGCUCUUGAGAAGGCGGGGCCGAGCCAAGAGCGGCGUAGUAAGAAGAAGGCCGAUCGGAAGGGGGAUGCAAGCUCGGAAAUCCGAUCCAAGAGGCGGAACGAUUCCCAAAAAGAUGAGGCGCUCGUUGAAGACCCAUUUAGGAUUGUAAGCAACAGUAAUGCCUUGUCAACCCAAGAGCAAUGCAUUGAAGACCACUUCUCUGCUUUGCUCCACUUGAAACAGAGCUUUACUUUCUCUGCUGUGUACACCAUGACUACACUGUCCUCUUGGAAUCCUGAUAACAGGGAUUGCUGUUCUUGGGAAGGCAUCACGUGUCAUGGUGCCACUGGUCACGUGACCAGUCUCGACCUCAGCAAGCUCCUUAUCUGCGGUCGGAUUGAUUUCGUAAGCCUCUUUCGUCUUCAGAGCCUGCAGAAGCUCAACCUCGCUUCCAAUGCGUUUGAUCCCUCUCCAAUCCCAUCUGGGUUUGAGCAGCUCACCAGUUUGACCCAUCUCAACCUCUCUCACUUAUCCUUUUAUGGCCAAAUCCCACUGGAAAUCGCCCGCUUGACCACUUUGGUGUCCCUCGAUCUAUCUAACAAUGUUUUGUAUGAUGUCUUGAAACUCGAAAACCCAAACAUUGGGGAAUUCGUCCAAAAUCUCUCGAGUCUGAGAGAACUGUAUCUCGAUGGGGUAAACAUUUCAGCGGAGGGUAGCGAGUGGGGCCUGGCCUUAUCCUCGGCGCUCCCUCUUCUCCGCAAGUUGAGCUUGACAGAUUGUUAUCUUUCAGGCCCCAUCCAUCCUUCCCUUUCCAAGCUCCAUUUCCUAUCUGAACUCUACCUCAGUGGAAACAAUCUCUCUUCUGUCGUACCCAACUUCAUAGGGAACUUGUCUUCUUUAACGUCACUAGCUCUCAGUGAUUGUGGAAUGCAUGGAAAAAUUCCAGAUAGUAUUUUCAGGCUGCCAAACCUACAAACCCUGGAUGUAGGAUACAAUCCACUCCUGACUGGUGAAAUCCCUCCAAACAAUACUUUCCGGGAGUUGUUCCUAUCCGACACUGGAUUUUGUAGCAACCUACGGGAUUCAUUGAGUAAUUCCAAACUGCUGACCACGCUAGAACUCAGUAAUUGCUUUCCACGAGGCCCAUUUCCAUCAUGGCAUGUGAAGCUCGAGAAACUCAUGUAUUUGGAUCUUUCAAACAAUGGUUUCAGCGGACCAUUGCCAUCAUGGCUUGUGAAGCUCGAGAAACUCAUGCAUUUGGAUCUUUCAAACAAUGGUUUCAGCGGACCAUUGCCAUCCUCUCAUGCCAACCUCAGCAACCUCGCUCAUUUGGACCUUUCAAACAAUGGUUUCAGCGGACCAUUGCCAUCAUGGCUUGUGAAGUCGGACAAACUCGUGGUUUUGUAUCUUUCAUCCAAUAAUUUCAGCGGUCCAAUCCCUUCUUCCUAUGGCAACAAGUUUCAAAAUCUUCAAUCGCUCAUGCUUGACAACAAUUCACUCAGUGGGACCAUUCCAUCAUCAUUGUUUUCACUCCCAUCAUUACAAAAACUGGGUCUCCGAGGUAACCAAUUUACUGGUCAACUUGACCAGUUCCAAUACACAUCAUCUUCAGUGCUAUCGAUGAUUUAUUUGUCCAACAAUUCACUAAGUGGGACCAUUCCAUCAUCAUUGUUUUCACUCCCAUCAUUACAAGAGUUGUAUCUCCAUGAUAACCAAUUUAGUGGUCAGCUUGGCGAGUUCCAGAAUGCAUCCUCUUCACAAUUAGGGAGGAUUUACUUGAGUAACAACAGCUUGCAAGGGCCUAUUCCGAGAUCCAUCUUUGCACUCAUCGAGCUUGAUAAACUCAUGCUUUCAUCAAACAAUUUCAGCGGUGAUGUGGACCUUGGCAGCUUAUUCCAAAACCGUAAGUACCUCCGGUACCUUGAUCUUUCAAAUAACCACUUCUCAGUUGGCGAUAGCAGAAGCAAUUCAACCUCCAUAUCCUUCCCCAAAAUUCAACGGUUGUCAUUAAGAUCUUGCAACAUUAGCAAAUUUCCAGAUAUCUUGAGAAGCCAAGAGGAGAUGGAAUAUUUGGACCUUUCCAAUAAUAAAAUUAAUGGUGAAAUACCCAAUUGGAUAUGGAAGGUUGGAAAUGGGACUUUGUAUUAUUUGAAUCUUUCUUAUAAUGCUUUGGAGGGAUUAGUGCCACCACUGCUUGAUCUUUCCAUAAGCUCAUUGCAAUACCUUGACCUAAGCUUUAACAAGCUAGAGGGCUCAAUCCCAAUCCCUCCACUUGUCAUCACAUUCUAUUCACUUUCGAACAAUAAUUUUAGUGGAGAAGUCUCACCACUUUUUUGCAAUGCUCAAAUAGAAGUCCUCAUUUUGUCUGACAACCGCUUCAAUGGUUCGAUUCCACCAUGUCUAGGCGAAAUCAGCAUUAGCCUCACUGUUUUGAAUCUUGGAGGAAAUACAUUUCAAGGCAUCUUGCCUAAAACAUUCAAAGAGCAAUGUACUCUAGAGACUCUUGAUCUUAGUCGAAAUCGGUUAGAAGGGCAGUUGCCAAGGUCAUUGGCCAAUUGCAAGAAGCUGGAGGUGUUAAACCUUGGAAAUAAUCAAAUAAAUGACACCUUUCCUAUUCUGUUGGAAAACUGGUCCCAAUUGCGUGUUCUCAUCUUGAGAUCCAACAAAUUUCAUGGCACUAUUGGACAAUUCCUAACAACUCGCAACUCCCCACUGUUACAAAUCAUCGACCUCUCUUCUAAUAGCUUCACAGGUAGCUUGCCAUCAAAUAUGUUCAAGAGUUGGAAGGCAAUGAUGGAGGAGGGCAAAUCCCAGUCUCAAUUUCUUAGCAAAAGAUCUAUCGGUGGAUAUUACCAAGAUAAAGUGACUAUCGUGAGCAAAGGGCUAGAAAUGGAGUUUGUAAAGAUCCUUACUGCUUUUACCGUAGUGGAUCUCUCAAACAACAAAUUUUAUGGGGAUAUUCCAGUAUCAAUUGGGAAUCUAAAGUCACUGCAUGUGCUCAAUAUAUCAUAUAAUCAUCUCAUUGGCCGAAUUCCAGCAUCAUUGGGAAAUAUAAAGGAACUUGAGUCAUUAGAUCUCUCGCAGAAUAAUUUAUCGGGUAAAAUCCCUGAGCAACUUACAAAGUUAACAUUUCUUGAAGUAUUAAAUCUUUCACAAAAUCUUCUUGUGGGUAGCAUACCACAUACUCAACAGUUUCUUACAUUUACGAAUGAAUCUUUUCAAGGGAACUUGGGAUUAUGUGGUCUUCCACUAUCAAAGAAAUGCGGAGAUGACAAGGUUUCACUACCAUCAGCACAAUCGGAAAGCCAAUACAACUAG